AUGCUCUCCCUGACCCACCUCCUCCUCCUCACAACCUACCUGCUCUCCGCCGCCCUCUCCACAUCCACCACCCACCUGCACCUCACCGCCCUCAUCUCGCACCCCGAAACCGGGCACCCGCAAUUCGAAUGCUGGCGUCUCGAUCAACCCUUCACAACGUACCCAACCGUCGGGAAAGCAAUCCAAGGUCUCGCGGACGUGUCUAAUCUCUCUUAUGUCGUUUUGCCGCCGAGGUCGAGUGAGGGGGUGCAUAAUGCGCCGCAUCCAAUGUACAUCAUCCCGUUCUUCGUCCUACUCUCCGGCCUCGCGCACGUAACUCUGCCUCCGAAUGCAGACUACGACUACGCCGACAACGACACCACUGCCAACGAACUCUGGAUCAUGGAAGGCGUCAACGGCCUUAUGAUUGCCGCCGAUACUUGGGGGCCGGGGCAUGUUACUGAUUACCCUUCGGACAAGGAGACUGUGGCGCUGCAGAUUCCGCUUUGGGAGGGGCGGAUGCCGGGGCAUGAGGUUGUGGCGAGGGGGGUUUGUGGAGUUGAGGAGAGGGAAGGUGGGUUUUGGGAUGGAGAUGGGAGUAGGGUUGUGGUGCAGGGUGGGAGUUAG
Molecule: messenger RNA, 606 nt
Organism: Neohortaea acidophila
Lineage: Eukaryota; Fungi; Ascomycota; Dothideomycetes; Mycosphaerellales; Teratosphaeriaceae
Exons: 2
Coding region: 1-606 (201 amino acids)
Source: RefSeq, a predicted model, not a curated record